Molecule: messenger RNA, 2257 nt
Organism: Solanum lycopersicum (tomato)
Lineage: Eukaryota; Viridiplantae; Streptophyta; Magnoliopsida; Solanales; Solanaceae
Product: rsm22-cox11 tandem protein 2, mitochondrial
Biological process (GO): translation
Molecular function (GO): methyltransferase activity
Source: RefSeq, a predicted model, not a curated record
GAAAGAAAAAAACCUUCGUAAUGGCAGACUUUAAACCCUAUAUGCAGUGUAAAAUUUCCCAAUUUGCCCAUUAAUAGCUGCCGGAAUUUCGCCGGAAACUGCGAGGAGUCACCAGAAAUGGCGUCAAUAGUAUCGGAAACCGUUCCGAAGUUCACCGCGGAGGCCCUCAAAUCCGCAGCUAAACAAUCUGAACGUUGCCAUAUUGUUCCUAUCCGUCUUCGUAGAGCUAUCAAAAAGUAUCUCCGAGAGCAAGAGGAGCCACAUAUGAAGAGAAAAGUGUUGAGGUUAUCAGAAUCUUUCAGCCAAAUAAAGGAAGUGAAUUUGAUGCUUCCAACCUCCACAUCCAAGGAGCUUUUUGAAGAUCCUCUCAAGUCUGUUGAUUGUUCACAGCGGUGGAAAAUCAAAAGUGCCUAUGGUGACAUUGGCCUCAAGUAUAGGGAUGAUGAAACACUAGCCUAUGUGGCGUCCCGUAUGCCUGCUGUCUACUCGGCUCUUUAUAGAGUUCUUAGUGAGGUACGCAGAAGAUUGCCUGGUUUUUCACCUGCUAAGGUGUUGGAUUUUGGGGCAGGGACUGGUUCUGCGUUUUGGGCAGUUAGAGAAGUGUGGCCACGUUCAUUGAGUAGAAUUAAUUUGGUAGAGCCAUCACAGUCCAUGCAGCGUGCCGGACAGAGCCUUAUAAAAGGUCUUAAAAGUUUGCCACUCAUUCAAAGUUAUGGAAGUAUUCAAGCACUCUCUCAGGAUGUCAAAAAGAGUGACAGACAACAUGAUCUUGUGAUUGCUUCGUAUGUACUCGGAGAAAUUCCAUCUCUGAAGGACAGAAUCACGGUUGUACGCCAGCUUUGGGAACAGACAGGAGAUGUUCUGGUCCUGGUAGAACCAGGAACACCACAAGGAUCUAAUAUUAUAUCUCAAAUGCGAUCUCACAUUCUAUGGAUGGAGAAAAGGAGAAGCCGCAAACUAGAAGGUGUAUCUGGCAAAGACUCUAAAGCAUUGACGACACUAAAGAAUGGGGUAUAUAUAGUUGCUCCGUGUCCACAUGACGGACGUUGUCCUUUGGAUAACACUGGAAAAUAUUGUCAUUUUGUUCAACGCUUGCAAAGGACAAGUUCGCAACGUGCCUACAAGAGGUCGAAAGGAGAGCCUCUACGUGGCUUUGAAGAUGAAAAGUUUUGCUUCAUCGCUUUUAGACGAGGAGAACGGCCAAAGCAAGUUCUUCUUCAAGAAUACGGAAUGCCAAUUGUUAAUUUGUUUUUAGCUUGUUCCAUCAUUACCAUUGUGAAAGAGCCUUGGCCAUUGGAUAGUAUGAAGUUUGAGACAUUGAAGGAGCAGCAUGCCAGAAGGAAUCCAGAGGAUUUAGAAAUUGACUAUGAGGACCAAUUCAUCUCAGAAGAUGAGGGUAUUGAGGAUGAAGUAGAUCAUGUCACAUAUGAUUCCGAUGCUACAGAAACAGAUGCUGUUACUGAAAAUGAUGAUUGGGAGGAAGAAGGUGAAGAAAGGACCCAUGCCGAUCUUGGUGGUGGUUGGGGAAGAAUUAUAUACAGUCCUCUACGUAGGGGUAAGCGGAUUGAAAUGGACGUUUGUCGAUCAAUAAAUCAAGAAGGCAGUGAAGGGUCAUUUGAACGGAUUGUUAUUACAAAGAGCAGAAACCCAACAUUGCAUCAUCAGGCGCGAAGAUCGCUUUGGGGUGACUUAUGGCCCUUCUAAAUUUUGUUAGAAAAAUGGCACUCAAGGUGUUUGGUCCAUCAGUAAGAGCGCAGUGUGAUGUCUGAGUUAGGCACUCAUCACAGAGUUCAAAUGUCGCAACAAACAAAAGCCUGGUAGGAGGGGCACGUCUAUAAUCCAUCAAGUCUCAAACUAUGCUUCACUUGCCCUCAGUUAUCAAAGAAAUUAUUUUUGUUAAAAAUAGUUUCUUGAGUAAUGUAAUAAAUGUAUUUUCGUGUGUACCCAUUUUCUGAAAAAGAAGAAAAGUGAAGUCAGAUGGUUAUUCUGAUUAUGACAGAGGAUAAGAUUGGGCCAAAUGGCUCAAAAAGUAGAGUUACUGCAUACAUGUGAACCACAUAUGUCUUAUUCAUAAUUCUUGUACGGAAUCAUGGAACAGUAAAAGAGUUCGAGUCACGUGCCAGCUUAGAAGAUUGGUAUGGAACAGUACUCUGUGUGAAUCGCGGUUGUUUGAUAUGAUGUAUAAGAAUAUCGCUCGAUAUAGUGUAUUCAUAAUGUUGAGAUUAUUACACAUUAUUUGUUGUCUUUACUUUGGACA